AUGGCAGACAUGUAUAAAUCUUGUUCCAGCAUUGGAUCUUUAGCUAUCUCCCAUACAAGUUUUACUGGAGGAAAAGAGGCGGGUGUUUGUCAGACCUCAAUGGUAUCAGACAAAGGAAGGAAGAUCCAGCUGCUAAAGAUGUUAUGUCUUACACUGGUUCCCACCCUCGGAUUGUGGGUUUUCUGUGCGUUCCAGUUAACAACAGAAGUCAAUAUCAGACGAAAUUAUGAAAAGUCAAUAGAAUCGCUGACGUUUAGUAUCAACGUUGGCAAACUCAUUCACCAUCUUCAGAAUGAGAGAGACUUAAGUAUACUUUACUUAAGUGCUAUAGGGCCAGAGACAAAGUCUUUCCUGCUGCAAGAAUACACAAUAACAGACGAGUUCAUAGAAAGCUUACAAAUGUGGCCCGGUAAUCUUGAUCGCUAUAACAGACCGGCGUUUCGAUCGAAAAAUAAACUCAUUGCUCACCUAGGACGACACCGACAGAACCUUGAUGGCUCAACAAUCGACCAGGAACACGUAUUUUACUCCUCUAUCAUUGAUAUAAUUGUCCACUGGGGAUACGAAACAAUAAGCGAGUCAAAAUUUGCCGUCAUUUGGAAAUCAUUUGUGGCCUUUCAAAAAAUAACUGUGGCCAAAGAAAAUCUUGGAGUGGAGCGAGCUUUUGGUACCAUGUUUUUUGCAAGUGGGGGAUUCGAAAAUCAUAAGCAGUAUGAAACUUACAACAUCAACAGUUUUGGUUUCCAGGAGAACUAUGUCUCCGCCAGAAUGUAUUCCCCUCAUGUAGGUCACCUAGAUUUACAUGGAAUCGAAAGUUUUGGUAUUAAUGUAUCAGUAACCAUUAGGAAUUUCCGGAAAUAUGUCAAGGAGUUUGGCGAGGAAGAACAAGAUCCAGCAAAAGCAGACAUUCAGAAAGCUCGCUGGCACUAUGAUAACGUCACAAAAUAUCUAGACACUCUACUUAGUCUUCAAACUACACUGGGGUACAUAUGCAUGUCAAAAUUAUCUACCCUAGCCGAGAGAGCUAAAACCGGUGUAUUCAUCAACAUUUUUCUGUUAGUAUUCGUCCUUCUGUCCUGUUCGUUCCUCAUUUUCUGUGUCGAAAACCAGACUAGUAACAUUCAGAAAUUUGCAGGAAUCCUGGUCGAUAGAACCAAAGAACUUAAUGUUGAAAAGAAGAAAACGGACUCUCUCCUUUAUCAGAUGAUUCCUAAAUCUGUGGCAAAAAAGCUGAAGAGAAAUGAUGAUAUUAAUGCGGAAUAUUUUAAAUCGGUGACUGUAUUUUUCUCCGAUAUCGAGGGCUUCUCCUACAUCACUCGUUCUCUUUCGCCAUUACGUCUGGUGGAACUUCUGAAUGUGCUCUAUGGCGCCAUCGAUAACCUUGUGGACCAGAAAAAUCUGUAUAAAGUGGAAACAAUCAACGACUCCUACAUGAUUGUAUCAGGUUUACCAAAGAGAAAUAAAGAUCAUCAUGCAUCGGAAAUAGCAGAUUUUGCAAUUGCCUUACAAAAGAUGAUGAUGAUGAAAACAUUUUACGAGUUUGGUCGACGCCAUAUACAACUUAAAAUAGGCAUUAACUCGGGUUCAUGCAUGGCAGGUAUAGUUGGAUCUAAGCUCCCCCGUUACUGCCUCUUCGGAGACACCAUCAAUGUGGCCUCCAGGAUGAAAUCUACUGGUUUGCGAAAUCAAAUUCACAUCAGUCAUUCCACAUACACCUUACUGGCUAAAACUGGAAAGUACACAAUACUUAAACGUGGAAUUGUCAAUAUCAAGGGUAAAGGAGAAAUGCCUACAUACUGGUUGACGGAUAUUGUUCGAUCUAAUUCUGGAAGUAUAGACGUAGACCCGAAUGGUUCACCGGUCUCCAACGCAAGCUUUGAACUUAUCUGUGAAAUGCUUCAGAAUCGCUGUGCAUUAAGUCGGGCAUUGGGAAUGAACCCAGUCCUCCCGUGUAAGACUAUGUCCCUGACAGAUAUAGGAAAAUAUGUGAACACAGAAAACACCAAUAUGGCGUCAGUUUCAACCUCUCGCAGCGACGAAACCUCGCCCUUCAACGCCUUUCAAACCGUUAUGGGGAGGAAAAAGACAGAAAUCUGCAUUGAUGAAUUUGAGCCGGAGAAGGAUUCGACGGACACUCGGUCGUCUGUGCCUUAA
Molecule: messenger RNA, 2154 nt
Organism: Saccostrea echinata
Lineage: Eukaryota; Metazoa; Mollusca; Bivalvia; Ostreida; Ostreidae
Exons: 7
Coding region: 1-2154 (717 amino acids)
Biological process (GO): cGMP biosynthetic process; intracellular signal transduction; receptor guanylyl cyclase signaling pathway
Molecular function (GO): guanylate cyclase activity; peptide receptor activity
Source: RefSeq, a predicted model, not a curated record